Messenger RNA from Anneissia japonica, 5042 nucleotides. RefSeq names its product calcium-binding mitochondrial carrier protein SCaMC-1-like. Bases 153 to 1589 code for a protein of 478 amino acids. Gene Ontology annotation, cellular component: mitochondrial inner membrane. Lineage: Eukaryota; Metazoa; Echinodermata; Crinoidea; Comatulida; Comatulidae. Gene Ontology annotation, molecular function: ATP transmembrane transporter activity; calcium ion binding. The transcript is spliced from 9 exons. The record is from RefSeq and is a predicted model, not a curated record. Gene Ontology annotation, biological process: transmembrane transport.
GUAUAGGCAGUUAGCCUAUCUGUUCUCUGUGUGUAGGAAACAUGAACACCGGAUCGGGUCAGGCCUAGCAUAGUAGUGAAACAGUAAACAUUUUACUUUGAUACAUCGUUUUAUAGUGUUAUUGUCGGAUAAUUGUGUAAUAAAAAUACGAAAUGGGAUCUAAUAAGAGUGAUCCUAAACUACACGAUUACUCCCCAAUUACACAUCAUGUAAUGGUUCCAGAAGAAGAGGAGAGAUAUUCUAAGCUCUUCUCUCAACUGGAUACAGACGGGGAUGGGCGAAUUGAUGUUGACGACUUGACUCGAGGAUUGCGCAGGAUGGGCAUACAUCAAAUGCCUGGUCAUGCUGAGAAAUUUAUGACUAAAAGCGAUGUGAAUCAAGAUGGCGAGUUGGACUUUCCUGAAUUUGUGCAAUAUGUGGCAGAACAUGAGAAAAAUCUAAGGCUAGCAUUCACAAGCCUGGAUCGUAAUCAGGAUGGCCACAUUGACUCGGAGGAGAUCUACACUAGCAUGAGACACUUAGGCGUCAACAUAACAAGGCACGAUGCCGACAGAUUGCUGAAAAGUAUGGAUAAGGAUGGAACAUUGAAAGUGGAUUGGAAUGAAUGGAGGAAUUAUUUGCUGUUUCACCCCAGUGCGGAUCUUCAUGAAAUCAUGCUUUAUUGGAAACAUGCAACGUUUUUGGAUAUUGGUGAAGAUGUAAUGAUUCCAGAUGAAUUCACAGAAGAAGAGAUUAAAACGGGAAUGUGGUGGCGGCAACUUGUCGCAGGGGGCGUCGCAGGCGGUGUGUCAAGAACCUUUACGGCUCCACUCGAUAGGUUAAAGGUUAUACUCCAGGUUAUAGGUUCCAAGAAACAGAACAUAAGUCUUGUAUCAGGGUUUAAACACAUGUACCAAGAGGGUGGAAUGCUGUCCUUUUGGAGAGGAAACGGAAUAAAUGUUCUAAAAAUAGCGCCAGAGACAGCAUUGAAAUUUUAUGCAUAUGAAAGGUAUAAACAUUUGCUUCAUGAAGAAGGCACAGAAAUUCAGAUACAUCAACGGUUCAUCGCAGGGUCGUUAGCUGGUGCUACUGCUCAAACUAUAAUUUACCCAAUGGAGGUAUUGAAAACAAGGUUAGCAAUACGGAAGACAGGGCAAUAUAAUGGUAUCUUAGACUGUGCUCGAAAGGUUUUGCGCAAUGAAGGGUUUCUCAGCUUUUACCGGGGUUAUGUACCAAACAUAUUAGGAAUUAUACCAUAUGCGGGUAUCGAUUUGGCAAUAUAUGAGACAGUGAAGAUGGCAUGGAUUAGUCGACAUGAUCAGCAUGCUGCCCCUAGUGUGUGGGUGCUGCUAGGUUGUGGUACCUUGUCCAGUACUUGCGGUCAGUUGGCCAGUUACCCACUGGCAUUGGUCAGAACAAGGUUACAGGCUCAAGCAACUACUGCCAACACCUCCAUGGUUUCUCUGUUCAAGACCAUCUACACGCAAGAAGGUGUGCGUGGCCUGUACCGAGGACUGACUCCAAACUUCAUGAAAGUAAUACCGGCAGUUAGCAUAGGCUAUGUUGUGUACGAGAAAACAAAGAUCUUGCUUGGUAUGGGACAUACCUAGAUUUUUGAAUUAUUACAGUCCGUCGAAACUAUGGUAAACACCUGCGGGACAGUUAUCUGCUUUUUGAAGAGAAAGAAAACAGCAGCAUAGCAUUUCGGUAGAGUACUGAAUUGAAUCUGUUGUCUGGAAGCUGGAGGCCACAGUCGGGUCUGUUGAAUGUCAAUCUGAGAACAAAAACUAAUCUUUAAUAUAAGAUUAGUUAGUUUCACAACUCCAAUGUGAUCAAGGCACUUGCUCAGGUAUCUAAAUGUUUGCUUAUUUGGUGCACAGUUUGACUAAUUUGCAUACUGUUCCAUUUAAAGUAAUUUUACCCCUCCCCUUUCCAAGUUGUAUGUGGGAGUAAAUCCCAAGUUUAUACUAGAAAGCAACUUCUUGUUGCAAGAAAUUAAUCAUAUUCUAUAAAUUUGUUUUCUUACAAACACCACCCAUACUACAAAAGGCCAAACCUGUCCCCCUCCCCUUUCAAAUAUUUUGCUCGUUCCCCCUUCUCAUCCUAAUUUUUAGACUGCCACAGUCUCUUUAAAUUAUGUUUAUAAGCCAAAAACUCAAAAUUUGGCAGAAUUUGAUUGAAUCUGUGUCAGUAUGCCUGUCCAAGGCCUAGUUAUACCUCUGUGUAUAUGAUGCACAUUUUUGGGAAGAAAGAAUGAAGGAGAAAAAAGGUUCUAUUUCCAAAAAUCCAGGCAAAAAUUCAUUAAAAAAAUGUCCUUAAUCAUCACUGCCUUGGCUUUCAUAUAGAAGAAAGUAGCAGGUAAAGUAGGCUCAAUUUGUGAGUUCUGGUUGGUGUUAGUGCAUCUUCAAAAUACUUUCCAUUCCUUUUACGUGGCUGAAUUGUAAAACAUGUAUAUAUGGUUAAAACAAUACCAGAGAUACUGUUCAUCGGAUACAACAUUCCCUUUAAUAUAUUCUAGUAAAAUUUGAUUACAGGAAACAUGGAAAUUCUCAUGAGUUAUCUGGUAUUUUUAAUGAGAAGAGUAUCUUGAAAUAGUUAAGGAAUGCUUACAUUUUGAAGAUGUUUUGAUAUGGUUAUGGAAAUUUUGAAUUUAUCUGCAUGUCUUUUAAACUGGCCAAUUGCAGUAGAUGGUGAAAUCUUGCACUGGGGAUGCAUUGGUGUGUUUUAUUGGAAAUAUGUACCAAGUACUAGGGCACUAUCAAUUAAAAAUCAUAAUUUUUAAGCAAUCACUUUGGGAGCUUUGCACCGCUAUAUGUAUGCAGUAGUAUCUAGGUGUUUUCUAAACAUUAAGAAUAUUGAUAUUUUUUUUUUUACUGUUUCCUACCUUAUGAGAGAGGAAAGAAUUGAAAGUUAUUGUAUAUGGCCAAUAGUUACAAAGAAGAGAUUUAAAUAAUAGUUGAUUUAAUGCAAAGUACUGUAUUGCUAUGCACACUUCAAGUUGUGUUGAGUUGUUUUAAAGCGUUACUUGAUUUGCAAUUAGUGAAAUUUAUACAAAAUGAAAUAGUUAAAAAAUACAAAUGCUCUGUGUAUUAUACAUAGUGUAAAUUUUCCAUGAUGGCUUACCUUAAUGGAUUCUAAUUGUUGGUUUUGGAAGUAUUUUUUUUAAGUAAGUUAAAUUUUGUUUUUAUUGUCAACAAAACUUUACGAAUUCCAGUUUGUGUCUUUCCAUCUUUCUUUUUUAACCUUUCCACAUUCCAAAUCAUUACAAUUGUGAAUUGCAAAUCUUUUGACAAUUGACGUGUCUGUAAGACUUAGUCAAAUGGUUAAAUGAGGUUUUGAUGUUCUUUAAAGGAGGUUCCGAUUUGUGAAGACAAUGACCUCGGACAUAAUGGCGGAACACGGACGUUUUCGACUGCAAACAAUUCUGUUCUUGUCUUCUCUUUUUUUUUUCAAAGCUUAAUUUAAACCCAUGUUGUCUUGAGAAAGCAAGACAGUAAAUGCAUCCUAGAAUCACAUAAAAUUGAAUGCUCAUUACUGUCUAAAGCAUUUUGUAGAAUACUUAUAACCAUUAAGAAUCUCUGAUAGAAAUAGCAGCUGAUGGAAUGUGUAUAAAAAGUAUAAAAAAAUAUUCAAAUAUAUUUUAUCUUUAGUUGAAUGCUCAAAGUAAUAACUAAUAUUUAUUUAUUAUGUUUAUUACUAGCAAAUUAAUUAAUGCUCCAAUUUUGUUUAUGGACAGGAAUCUUAUGCUGUGCCAGGUGCAUAUGGUGAUCACACCAUGACCAUAUAUAGGCACAUCAUGACUAUAUGAAUACAACAUUUUUUGUCAAAGAAAAUUUGAUUAUCUAGACAGAGCUUUUGAUCCAGCAUUUAUGCAGUAACAUUAGUUGUUUUACAAAAAGGAGGGAAGGGGUAUCUGGUGGUAUUAUUAUAUGUUGCAUACCUCAAACAAGUUUCUCAUAUAUUAUUUAAAUGCUGUUUUCUUUCUUUGGAAACAUUAUACAGUAAUGUUGUUAUAUGACAAUUUAAUCUUGUAAGCUUAAGCAAUAUUGGAAAAAGGAGAGGAAAGUAUAACAGUUAUUAAUGUUGAUAAAUUAUUAUGUUUUUUAGUUUGGAUAACUACUUUAUUUUUCUAAUCAGUACAUUUGUAAAGUUGAUAAUUUCUUUAUUGUGUAUUUAUAUUGCUUAGAUGGUAGUGCCUGAUAUCAGGCAAUAUUAUAUUUGAUGUAUUGUAUCAAGUUUAUACUAUUGAAUAUUGACACGAGAAAUGGAAAAAAAAACAUGUCAUAUACUGUUGCCAACUAAGACUCACUAGCUACAGUAUUGCCAGCUAUAGAAUGGGUAAAUACUGCCCUCUAUCAUAUAUAUUAUGAUGAAAUGCUUGAUAGGGGGCGGUGUUUUCCUUUUCUAAUGUACAGAUAAUGUUAAUACUGUGUUACUGCUAUUUAAAGUAAAUUAUAAAGCAAGUGCCUUGUGAAGACCGAGUAUAAUUUAUUUAGGUAGAGUAUGAAAUAACAGAGAAUAAUUUAUGUUCAUUUCAAUGCUUUAUUUAUUUAUGGUUGCCAUAAUAAUAUCCAAUUCACUUUUGUAAAUCAAUGCAUAUUGUAAUAGUAUUGCACCAUAUGAUGUACAUGCCAUAUGGUCAACUAUAAUUUAUAUAAUGGAGUAGAAAAUGUUGUAUAAUGCUCAGAACACAUGUCAGUAAUUGUUUUCAAUUAUAAGCAUGGUCACAAACUUUUACAAUGAACACUAAUUAAGCUAACAGUUAUAAAUUACAAAGAAAUAUUGAUAUUAAUAUUAUUUGGAAUUAGGUCUAGGUGUUACAUAUUUAAUAAACAAAUGGGACAAUAGUUAUUCUGUUAUUUGCUAGUGGCUAAAGUACACAGCUGUACGUGAUGGGCCUGUUUUAUUCAGUGAAAUAAAUCACUGUAAAUCCAGAAGAACGACUCCCCUGCACUAACAGAUAUAGUCCAUACUGGUAGUACUAUAUUCCAUAUAUACAUGUGUGUUAUAAUUACAAUAAACGAAAACUAAUCACAAAUUCAUUAAAAAGAUACAUGAUGUAA